AUGGAAGGCGCCGGGGGGCAGUGUUCCUCUGGAGGAAGCCGCGAUCCUGACGUUGUCUGCCAAAAACGAGCGUUUAAAGUCAAACUGCCAGAGCCCCUCGUGCAGCUGGCGUGCAGUCGCCACCACUGCGCGUUCCCCGUGGAUUGCAGCGAGCUGUGCGUCUGGAACACAGCCACUGCUCAGCCAUUGCGUUUGUCAGGGCAUCAUCACUCAAUUUCUGCAUUGUCAUUUGGAAGUAAAAUCAAUCCACUUCUUCUCUGCUCUGCCUCUCGUGAACGUGUGAUAGUGUGGAAUAUUGAUGAAUGCACACAGAAGGUGCAAGAAGGGUUUACACCUCGAGGAAUUGUUAUAGGAACUCUUUUGGGAAUGGUUCUUCAUGUAAGAUUUAGCCCAGAUGAUCAACAAGUGGCAGUAUGUGCUGGAAAUCAGAUCUACAUGUUAAGUGCAAAGAAUGAAGCUAUACUAGCUGAAUUGGAUGGCCACCUGGCUCCAGUGACUGCUGCUGAGUUUUGCACGUGGGAGAAAAGUGUGCUCAUAUCAGUGUCAGAAGACAGAACCUUUAAGGUGUGGGACUAUUCUACCGGAAAGUUAAUGUAUCAGUCAGGCAUAAUAACAUCAUUUCCUUUGCUAAGUCUGCUAGUUGAUGAAGAAAACAAACAGAUUAUCACUGGAUGUGGUGAGGGACAGCUAUGGAUCUUCAGUCUCAUCAGUGAUCAUAAUUAUCGUUGCAUAACACAUAUCAACUUAAAGAAAGAGCAAGCGAAAUUCUGUAAUAAGUUGUGGAAAUCUGGAAAGGAACUAGGUGAAGGGCAAAAUACUUCCAAACUUCGUAAAACUGACAACAUGGCACCAGAAGGAUCAGUGGAAACAUCAUUGCCUGUCCUCUUAAUUGAACAUUGUGACUUUUCAGUAUGUUUCCAUAAUGAAGAAAACAUGUAUUCUGCCCUAAAUACUAGCUAUUUUUGGAUAGGAACCUCUACUGGCUUGUUAAUAAUUAAUUUGGAAAACUUUGAAUUAGAAGCUUUUUUAUCUUACAAAGAUUACAGUGACCUCAGCAUUCGUUUUGCCAGAUCAUGUGCAUUAACAAGGAAGGCAGUUAAUGGAAAGGUUUUAUGCUUGAUCACCUCAAUGUUUGAAGAUAUGGUUGCUGUAUUGGAAGUUAACCUUGCUGCAUUGGUGAGAACUCAGCACAGUGAUUUUCUCCCACAUGGAAAUGAGAACAGUCUAUCGGUUAUUGCCAGGUGUUCACUAUUGAAAAAUUCUCCACUGUGUAAAGGUUUAAAGAAAAAUAUGGAAGAACCUUCUAGUAAAACACUUGGGUUGAAAAGCAGAGUGAAAGAUCAGCCAUUGGUUUUCCAUAAUAAAAUUAAGUCAUCAGGCUAUACAGAAGCACCACGAAUGACCAUGUUUUCUCCAAAUAAUAACCUGAAAAAAAAGAAUGUAUCAAAGUGGAAGACCAAUUGUAAAUGUCAAAAUAAAGAAUAUCCAUCGGAAAGUUAUCCUCCAGUCAACUAUAAGAAAGAGGUAUCUGUUACUUCUAAACCAACCCCAAUUUUUUGUGUUCAGCAUUCUGGGGAUGGAAAGAUGUUGGCUUGUGGCCUGGCUGACAGCACUGUACGGAUACUCAGUUCCAAUCUCACCGAUAUGUAUAAUGUUUUUACAGGUCAUGAUAGUGCAGUUAACUCUGUUGGCUGGAGUCAUGACAAGAAGUGGUUAGUUUCUGCAUCAGAAGACAGAACUUUAAGAGUCUGGUCAGUCUGCAAUAAGGAACCUGCCCUAAUUCUGGGUAAAGAAAAGUUCCACAAGGCUGUACGCUUUGCACAGUUUUAUUUUAUAGAUGCGUUUGUAUUGCUGUGUUGUGGGGCUGAAUUUCAUCUGUUAAGUCUCCAUCUAGACACAGCAAAGGAUGACCUCAAACGAUACAAACAGAGAAGUGUUUGCAAUUUGGUACAGAAAUUUCCCAUGGCUUCUACAGUGGAGAUUACCAGCCUUUCAGCAGUAAAUGAUUUCUACUCUUAUAUUGUACUUACAGCUGGCAGCAACCGAGCACUGGAAGUUUUUGACCUCAAUGCAGGCUGCAGCACAGCAGUGAUAUCAGAAGUUCAUACUAGAUCAGUCCAUCAGAUUUGCCAAAACAAGGGGUCGUCCUUCAGCACUCAGCAAUCUGAAGCUUACAACCUUUUCAUGACCACAGCUGCAGGUGAUGGCAUCAAACUGUGGGAUUUAAGAACACUGAGGUAA
Molecule: messenger RNA, 2241 nt
Organism: Acanthisitta chloris (rifleman)
Lineage: Eukaryota; Metazoa; Chordata; Aves; Passeriformes; Acanthisittidae
Gene: WDR27
Product: WD repeat domain 27
Exons: 21
Coding region: 1-2241 (746 amino acids)
Molecular function (GO): protein binding
Source: RefSeq, a predicted model, not a curated record